Messenger RNA from Zonotrichia leucophrys gambelii, 2902 nucleotides. It is a transcript of the gene SPSB1, whose product is annotated as splA/ryanodine receptor domain and SOCS box containing 1. The record is from RefSeq and is a predicted model, not a curated record. Lineage: Eukaryota; Metazoa; Chordata; Aves; Passeriformes; Passerellidae. Gene Ontology annotation, cellular component: SCF ubiquitin ligase complex. Gene Ontology annotation, molecular function: protein binding. Gene Ontology annotation, biological process: proteasome-mediated ubiquitin-dependent protein catabolic process. The transcript has 3 exons. Bases 274 to 1095 code for a protein of 273 amino acids.
CCGGGCCGGGGGCGGAGCGGGGCCGCGCCGGGCGCUAUUUGGGCCAUGUGAUGCCGGCCCGGCCCCGCUGGGCGCGCCGGGAGCAGCGGGCGCGGGGCUCGGCCUGCCCGGGCACGGCACGGCACGGAGCGGGGCCAUGGUCCGGCGGGCAGCCCGGGCACGGCAAUCCUGAGCGGUGCACAUCUGGACAGAGCCUCCUGGCAGCCUUUGCUGCGGGGCUGGAUGACAGCAGGAGCUGCCAGGUGAAUCGAUGAGCCUGUGAGGAGGCCAGCCAUGGGUCAGAAGGUCACGGGGGGGAUAAAGACCGUGGACAUGAGGGACCCUGUGUACCGGCCGCUGAAGCAGGAGCUGCAGGGGCUGGACUACAGCAAGCCCACGCGGCUGGAGCUGCUGCUGGACAUGCCCCCCGUGUCCUACGAGGUGCAGCUGCUGCACUCGUGGAACAACGACGACCGCUCGCUGAACGUGUUCGUCAAGGAGGACGACAAGCUCAUGUUCCACCGGCACCCGGUGGCGCAGAGCACGGACGCCAUCCGCGGCAAGGUGGGCUACACGCGGGGGCUGCACGUGUGGCAGAUCACCUGGGCCAUGCGCCAGCGCGGCACCCACGCCGUCGUGGGGGUGGCCACGGCCGAGGCGCCGCUGCACUCCGUGGGCUACACCACCCUGGUGGGCAACAACCACGAGUCCUGGGGCUGGGACCUGGGCCGCAACAGACUCUACCACGACGGCAAGAACCAGCCCAGCAAGACCUACCCCGCCUUCCUGGAGCCCGACGAGACCUUCAUCGUGCCCGACUCCUUCCUGGUGGUGCUGGACAUGGACGAUGGCACGCUCAGCUUCAUCGUGGACGGGCAGUACAUGGGGGUGGCCUUCCGGGGGCUCAAGGGCAAGAAGCUGUACCCGGUGGUGAGCGCCGUGUGGGGCCACUGCGAGAUCCGCAUGUGCUACUUGAACGGACUGGACCCUGAGCCCCUGCCUCUGAUGGACCUGUGCCGGCGGGCUGUGCGCCUGGCCCUGGGCAAGGAGCGGCUGGCUGAGAUCCCCACGCUGCCCCUGCCCGCCUCCCUCAAGAGUUACCUGCUCUACCAGUGAGCCGAGCGCCAGCACACAGGUGGAUGGAGCUGCCCCGGGCCCUGCCCUGCUGGAGCUGAUGGCCGAGGAUGGAUCCCUGCAUCCCUGCAUUGCUGCCACCGCUGCAGCCUCCCGGGCUGAGUGCUCUGCUGCUCGGGAGCCCCUGCCCAAGCACACUGAGCAGAGGAACAUUGCCAGAGCCCUGUGCUCCCUUCUCCUCCUGGGAGAGGCUGUGCUGCCUCCCUGGGCUCAGGGGAAUGGUUCUGUUCCAGCCAAAGGGAAGGAUGGUGAGAAAAGAAUAAUGGUAAAAGUAAGAAUUCAAACGUGAUCUGAGGAAGAGGAGGCAUUAGGAAUGCAACUGUCAAGACCACGUCCUGAGAAGGGAGAGGCUCAGGAUGGCCAGCAGAGUUGGAAAGAGUCUGGAGUACCAUAAAGAAUUAAUUGAGGAGUUUUUAAAAGCCAAAAAAUAAAAAAGUACAACCCCAAGCCCUGAAACGCCAAAACCAAGAGCCCUUCCUCCACCAGGACCCUUCUGAGCUUGGAGAAGGUGGUUGUGUUGCUGAUGUCUGUGUCUGUGCUGGGAUCCUCACCCUGCUCUGUUGCUGUCUCACAGGUGGUGACUCCUGCUGCCUUGUUUAGCACCAGUGCUCAUCCUGCUCCCAGGGGUUUCACAGCUGAUUUUGCAGUCAGGCUGUGUCCCCACACUCCUCCUUCCUGCUGAGAGCUGCAGCUUUGCUCUGUGGUCCCUGGCUGGGCUGGGACCGUGUGUGUGAGCUGUCACCCAGCUGUGUGUGUCACACAUCUGUAACACAUCUGUCACAGCUGCAGCUCCUGUCCCCUGGGCUCUGCCCCAUGCUCAGCCCUCAGAGCCACCUCCCCGUUCUCUGAUGGCACUGCCAGGGAAUUCUCUCCCUGAUGAGCUGCUGAAAUCCACCCAAGCCAGGCUCAGUCUGUCCCAGAGCACCCCAAUCCCCCCACACCCUGCAGCAGAGGGGCUCCCUGCCCUCUGUCCCCCACGAGGGGUCUCAGGGGCUCCAGCAGCAACCCCAGGGCUCAGACAGGCACAGCAGAGGGAACUGAACCUCUCCAGAGCUGGGGAGCAGGAGAGAGCUGCAAUAAACAGGACGAGCAAUUCAGGCAAAAUCAGCACAUCCCAAAUAGAUCCUCAGUAGCCAAGUAAAGAGGUGACACUCCUGUGUUAGCAGGAGCUGCUCUCUUGACCUCUCCACAGGUUACUAUGCUGCCUUUCUGGGGUUAUUUUGCACAUUUCUUUGUGUGGUUUUUUUCCUUGAAAAAUGUUUGUGUGAUUGUUUUGUUUGUUUUUGCUUUUGAGUUAUCCCUUCAGUUUUGUGUAGGUACAAAUGAGUUUAGUGGUUGAAAAUGUUAAUAUAUAUAUGUGGGGUGUAUGUAUAAGAACAUGUUUUAAACAGCUGCUGUAGGGUACCUUUUUGAAAAUAAACUACUUGCAUAGUAUAUUUUUUAAAGCACAGAGUUGGUGCCAAGACUGGGUGGGGUGUGAUGUGCCCCUUUUUUAUUCUAAUAUUCUAUGAGGUUUUUUUUUUCAACGUAGGGGUUUGUACUAGUUUCUGUUGCAGGGUGGGACACAAAAUUCAGUGUAUGGAGCCCUGCUUGGUUGCCUUCAACUCGAACCAGUGUCUUCCAGAGCUGCAGGGAAGAAGCUGUGUUCUCCCUACUCCUGCUGCCCUUUGUGCUCCCUCACUUCCAUCUCUCCUCACCUCACCAGGACAUGACUCUGUACCGUUUAAAAUCCUUUCUAUUUUAUGACUGUAGAUAGCACUCAGUAACCUAAUAAACUUUAUUAAAUAUU